This is a messenger RNA of Mirounga angustirostris (Northern elephant seal), 1747 nucleotides long. RefSeq names its product GTPase IMAP family member 2. Gene Ontology annotation, cellular component: endoplasmic reticulum. NCBI's taxonomy places the organism in Eukaryota, Metazoa, Chordata, Mammalia, Carnivora, Phocidae. The transcript has 3 exons. The coding region runs from base 352 to 1413 and encodes 353 amino acids. The record is from RefSeq and is a predicted model, not a curated record. Gene Ontology annotation, molecular function: GTP binding.
GAAUGAGGCUUAACUCCUGGGCGGGCUUUGCAUUUGGGCAAACUUGUGACCCGCACGACACAGCCCGGGGCAGGAAGAGAUCAAAUCUACCAGCUACCCUGACGUGCCUGCCUUCCUCCCCUGUCCAGCUGAAAUCAUUCCAACACUGCUUUUUCACUACUGGCAAGAAAACGGGGUCCACACGAUAGCAAGUAACUACUGAUUAAAUCUUCCCAUUUUAACACAGGCAUACGGAGGGGCUCUUUUGCAGCAGGGAAGCUCUGCAGACAUUAAGGAGAGGAAGAAGACAGGCUGGGCUUUUGUUUUAUUUUCUCUUUCUCUUUGAGCUGAGCUGGCAAGUCUCAGGUUUGAAUGGGAGUCAUCUGGGUUUCUUUGGACAGUCAAUCAGGAACAACAAUGGACCGACACGAAUGCGGUCACUCUGGACCAUAUAUGAAGAACCAACGUGCCAGAGGAUCAGAGCUGAGAAUCAUUCUGGUGGGCAAAACAGGAACGGGCAAAAGUGCCACCGGGAACAGCAUCCUUGGGAAGCAAGCAUUUGGGUCGCAGCUGACUGCCCAGCCGUUCACUAAGACUUGCAGUGAAAGUCAGGGAAGCUGGGGAAAGAGAGAGAUGGUCAUUAUCGACACACCGGAUAUGUUUUCUGGGGAGGACCACUCCGAUUCCCUGUGCAAAGAGGUGCAGAGAUGCUACUUACUCUCGGCACCAGGACCCCAUGUGCUGCUCCUGGUGACCCAGCUGGGCCGAUUCACCGCCCAGGACCAGCAGGCUGUGCAGAGGAUGAAGGAGAUCUUUGGAGAAGAUGCCAUGAGUCACACAAUUGUCCUCUUCACCCACAAAGAAGACCUCGAGGGAGACUCCUUGACGGAUUACAUCCAGGACACAGAUAACACAGCCCUCCGCAAGCUGGUGGCAGCAUGUGGGGGGCGAGUGUGUGCCUUUAACAACUGUGCUACAGGGAGUGAUCGGGAUGGCCAAGCGAAGGAGCUAAUGGACUUGAUGGAAGGCCUGGUGUUGGAGAGAGGGGGUGGCCACUACACCAAUGGGCUCUACAGCCUAGUAACAGCGUCAGGAUGUGGACCUGUGUGCGAAGAGGAAAGGUUAAAGGAUUUCAAAAGAGAUCUUAGGAAGUACAUGGAAAAUCAGAGACGUUACUCCACCAUGGCCAAAGCAAAUUACCUGAAACAAGCCCUAAUCAAGACACCAGCCUUUUAUUUUUUAUUUUUUAUUCAUUUCUUUCUCAAAUUGCUAAUUCUGUUAUUUUGUGUAUUGUACAGAAUGUGCGUCUCGUUUUGCUGCUUUCUUUUGAGUGUAUGCUGUUUGUUCUGUACCUUACUGUUAAUGAUAGCCAAAAUAUUGCUGAUAAGUUGGAGAAAGAUCACUGGGCUGGAAGGAAAGACUCCUAGAUUAUAGUUACAGGUCAGCAAUUAUUUAUUCAUGACCAGAUACUGGGUGAAUCCACGUGCCUCCCCUGGAAAACGCGGUGCCUGACAUCAGUAAAUGUUUGCGAUUCUGUGAAGUGUUUAAAUCUUAACAUCACUCUCUUAAUGAACCGAGUUAUUUUAACAGUUACUGUCUGCCUUGAAAUUUAAUACGAAAAGCGUUUGAAAGCUGUAAGCAUAAAAUUCCUCAUUUGCAAAUCUCUAAAGCCAGUUUUAUGUUUCUGGAAACUCCUUUUCUUCUUUAUGAUACUAUUAUUUCUACUGAAUAUAAUAAAAACAACAAUAAAACUUCUACUCGGUGUAAG